UCUUCCGUUGGCACGUCUCGUGGAACAGCCACUAGCACCAAGACCACAGCUACUGCUAGUCCAACGACAACUUCUCCAUCUUCACCUUGGAAGGUUGCCGCAUCCUUUGCUGGAAAUAACUUUUUCGACGGAUGGGAUUUCUUUACAGGAUCAGAUCCUACACAAGGUAUCGUGACCUACGUUGAUGAAAACACUGCACGAUCAAGCGGCCUUUUGGAAAUAAAUUCUGCAGGCAAUGCAGUUAUGCGGGUGGAGACAACUCCCACCGUUUCCGCCAAUAGACAGAGUGUACGAAUCACUACUCAAUACCAGUAUACGGGGGGUCUUCUGGUGAUGGACUCGGUCCACAUGCCGACAGGUUGUGGAAUUUGGCCUGCAUUUUGGUCAAAUGGUCCGAACUGGCCAGCAGGGGGAGAAAUUGACAUUAUUGAGGGCGUUAACGACUACACGAAUAACCAAGCGACUAUUCAUACCAAUGUGGGAUGUACUAUCGCCAGUACAAGCUCAGCUACCCUUGCAAUCUCAGGCAGCGUGAUAGGUGGAACUAACUGCGCUGCUCUUACGACGGGCAACCAAGGCUGUGGCAUCCGUUCCAACUCGGCAACCUCCUACGGACCUGGGUUUAACGCUAACAACGGUGGAGUUUAUGCUAUGAAAUGGGACUCUACCGGCAUAGCGGUAUAUUUUUUCCCUCGAACGUCGAUACCAGCCGAUAUUACCGCUGGCGCACCGCUACCAGACACUUGGGGAGCAGCCCAGGCAAGAUGGCCUGCCGCAUCUUGUGCCCCUUUCUCGUUCUUUAACAACCACCAGGCGAUUUUUGACACCACUCUGUGUGGUGAUUGGGCAGCCGCAGUGUGGAGCUCUACUGGUAUUCCAGGGCAGGAGCAAAGUUGUGCACAAAGAACAGGAUCUGCGACUUGCGAGGCGUUUGUCCGCGCGAACGGUGCCUCUAUGGCCCAAGCCUAUUGGGAAAUCAAGAAUCUUACGAUUUAUCGG
This is a messenger RNA of Laccaria bicolor S238N-H82, 999 nucleotides long. RefSeq names its product glycoside hydrolase family 16 protein. Gene Ontology annotation, molecular function: hydrolase activity, hydrolyzing O-glycosyl compounds. The transcript has 9 exons. The record is from RefSeq and is a predicted model, not a curated record. Gene Ontology annotation, biological process: glucan catabolic process. The annotation marks the transcript as partial. NCBI's taxonomy places the organism in Eukaryota, Fungi, Basidiomycota, Agaricomycetes, Agaricales, Hydnangiaceae.